Molecule: messenger RNA, 1132 nt
Organism: Bombyx mandarina (wild silkworm)
Lineage: Eukaryota; Metazoa; Arthropoda; Insecta; Lepidoptera; Bombycidae
Gene: Bug22
Product: cilia- and flagella-associated protein 20
Source: RefSeq, a predicted model, not a curated record
GGUGCUUGAUGACAAAAACGUACGUCGAAGAUUUCGAGCCAGCAACUACCAGUCUACAACAAGGGUUAAGCCGUUCAUCUGUACUAUGCCCAUGAGGUUGGACGAAGGCUGGAACCAGAUACAGUUCAACUUGGCUGACUUCACACGAAGAGCUUACGGCACUAACUAUGUUGAGACCUUAAGAGUCCAAAUACAUGCAAACUGCAGAAUAAGAAGAGUUUAUUUCUCCGACAGAUUGUAUUCAGAAGAUGAGCUCCCAGCAGAGUUCAAAUUGUUCCUUCCAAUUCAAAAUAAAGCCAAAGUAGCAGCAGCAACUUAAACAAUUAAGUCAUAUUCUUGACAAAGUUUUUAUUUUUAAGUUUUAUUUUUAUUCCCUGUUUGAAUCCUGUGAUUUAUGCAAUUUGGAAGUGUUUUACACAUUUAUUAAAAAAGUGCACUUAUUAAAUAAUUUUUAAUAUUCAGUGAACCCAGCUUUGUCUAUUAAUAGUAAGUAAUCAUAAGACAAUACGGAUUUAAACUUUUCUAAAUCUAAAAAUCACAAGUAAAUUUCAUGUUUAAUUUGUGCUGAGCCAAAAGGUCCUACAGGUUUUAUUUCAUUAAAAAUCAUAAUAUUUUUUAUUUAUUUAAGUAGGCAGGCACUUUUAAAUUACAACAAUAAUGAUAAAUAAUUUGCCAUUGUUGUACACCAUAGAUAUAUAAUGCAUAGUAUUGAUUGUAUUCAUAAACCUCAAUGUAAUUCUAUGAAAGACUUCAGUUAAAAAUUUCUAAUAGCUUCGAAAAAAAACAAGGUAAAAUUACAACCAAUGAGAAAUUCUGAAAUGUUGGAAUUUAAUGAUUCUACAUAAAAAAAAAAGUAAUUGUAGCUUUUGAUGAUAAUUUUGAAGUCUACUAAUUUCUGAGCGAGUAUAAGGAACUAAAUACCUAAUAGCUCAUAUGUAUGUUUAUAAAAUAUUUAAGAAUUUCUUAACAAAGUUGGAAAUCUGUAGUAAUAUAUUUUGAAUGAUUGGGAUGGCUGUUAUGCUAUACAAUUGAACUUCAUAUUAUGUAUAACUAGCGGCCCGCUCCGGCUCCGCUCGGGUCUUUAACAAAAAAUUCAACGAUAUUUGACGUUGUUUUAUUUUUUUAAAUAAAA